AUGUCACUUUUUCGUCCUACUAUUCUCUUAAACACUGCUGCCAAGGCUGCAUCAAUCAGAGCUGCUCCUGCCAUGGCUACUCGUUUCUAUACAGUAAGUGCAUCAGAUGCCCAAACUCGUGUAUUGGAUGUGGUGAAGGGAUUUGAAAAAGUUGACCCAAGCAAGGUUACUGUUGACUCUGUAUUUGUAAAAGACCUUGGUUUGGAUAGCCUAGAUGCUGUUGAGGUUGUUAUGGCUAUUGAGGAGGAAUUCUCGGUCGAGAUUCCUGAUAAGGAUGCUGAUGAAAUUAAGUCUGUCAAACAAGCUAUUGAGUAUAUUACAAAACAUCCUGACGCACAAUAA
Molecule: messenger RNA, 342 nt
Organism: Mucor velutinosus
Lineage: Eukaryota; Fungi; Mucoromycota; Mucoromycetes; Mucorales; Mucoraceae
Product: mitochondrial heat shock protein Hsp10
Exons: 2
Coding region: 1-342 (113 amino acids)
Biological process (GO): fatty acid biosynthetic process
Cellular component (GO): mitochondrion
Molecular function (GO): acyl carrier activity; acyl binding
Source: RefSeq, a predicted model, not a curated record